GAAUUGUGUUGCCUGCUUUCGCAUAUGUACUAGCAAGCUUUAUUAGCUAGCUUUAGAAGGCUUCCCUUUGUUUUUGGUUAAAAGUAACCGGCUUUGAGGGGCUUUAAUGUUCCGUGAAGCCCAUUUAAAGACCAUCGGUAAAGCGGGAACCAGCUGGCACUUUGGCCGGGCGAUGGACGAGCUGGUCCAUGACCUGGUGUCGGCGCUGGAGGAGAGCUCGGAGCAGGCGGCACGGGGGGGCUUCGGGGAUGGGGGGGACCACGCGCUGGCUGUAGGCUGCCUGCUGAAGAGACAGGCCCGGAAACGUCGUGGGAGGAAGCGACGCUCUGACAACCCUCACCCACCCUGGGAGACUGGCCACCUCAGUGAGGGAUCUGAGUCCAGCCUGGACGAACACAAGGACUACCGCACCACCACAGGCGGCAUUGCCAGCAGCAACAGCCACGCCCGCGAUAACAGCGACUCUGAUGAGCAGCUGGGGCCCAAGCGCCGUACACCCCUGAACCCCGACACAGGGCGUGCCAAACGGCCCAUCUGGCAGGAGGACCUAGGAGGAGUGCCGGGUGCAGAGGGGUCCCGUAGUUUGAGGCGACGGCGCAAGGUCAAACGCAUGGCCGUGGACCCCCCUCUAGAGCCGGUGACCUCCAGUAGCAACACCCCCAUGCUCGGGCCCCCACCCGUCCCCAAGCCCCACGCAGGGUGCAGGAUCCCUGGGGUGAGCGUGGUUGAGGGCAGGGCGGGGAUGGAGCUUGUUGAUGGUGGUGGGGUUGGAAGAGGGAAAAGCAGGGUAAAGAAGAGGAAACUGGCUGCCCACAGGCUGGGGCUGGAGGCAACUGAUGAAGGGGUGGUGGUGGAGAGUGAGGACGCCAUUAUGGGGCAGGCGGGGCCCAAGGACAAGAUGGAGUUUGAGGAGCAGAAGGGCUCGGACGAGGACAUGAGUGACAGGUGUGAGACCAGCAGUGUCAGCAACAGUAGCGAUGGUGGACUGUACACCAAUGACGAGGGGAGGCAAGCUGAUGAUGAGCAGAGUGACUGGUUCUAUGAGGGGGACCCGGGGGGAGCGUGUGGGGUGGCGGGGGUGAUUCCCUGGUGGGAGAGAGAGGCAGGGGAGGAACUGGACCUGGCUGACCCUGUCUUCAACAGCAUCCUCACCGGAUCCUUCCCCAUCAUGAGCCCCAGGGCACAGAGAGGGUUCCAGGCCAGGCUGAGCUGGCUGCAUGGUGGGCCCCAGGGCCACGAUUCCCAGGGCAGCCCAGGACAGGCCUUCAAUGAGCGGCUGGGACGACACCACCAGGACCCCCCCCACUCACACGACCCGUGGUUUAGUCCGGGGUCUAGACGAGAACACGGACAAAUGCACUGGGACUCACGGACAGACAGAGGGCAUCGGAGGAGCUGCUCAGUGAAAACAGCCAGCAGACAGACGAGUGGUCACCUGGGGUCUCUGUGUACGGGGGAAGUCAAGAGGAGACGCAAAGCAGCACCCCUUGGCUUACCUCCACCCACAGGGGUGGUAGGUGAGAGUGCGGGGCCCAUCCCAGAGACCAACAUGGGGAACCGGAUGCUGCAGAGUAUGGGCUGGAGCCCUGGCAUGGGCCUGGGUCCGGAGGGCAGGGGCAUCACUGAGCCUGUUCGGGCCACACAGAGACCCAAGGGAGCGGGCCUGGGUUUUAACUGAGCCCCACGCUUUAGGCCCCAAACUGAACAGGCCAGGAGGCCUCAAUGGAGAUGGACCCUACUGAGAGCAGGGAGGACGGUGGUCAACACUUCCUGGGAAAGAAAGACUGAUAGAGCAUCAGAGCUGGAAGUAGGAACAAAUGCAAGUGUUUUACUUAAAGGACGAACGUCCUAUGAUAGGGAAAGUCACAACCCUGGUUAGAGAGGAAGUGCAUGGAGCAUUAGGGUUCCCAUCAGGGCUCCUGAGUGGCGCAGUUGUCUAAGGCACUGCGUCACUACAGUCCCUGGUUCGAAUCCAGGCUGUAUCACAUCCGGCCCUGAUUGGGAGUCCCAUAGGGUGGCGCACAAUUGACCCAGCGUCAUCCAGGUUUGACCGGGGUAGGCCGUCCUUGUAAAUAAGAAUUUGUUCUUAACCUACUUGCCUAUUUAAAUUAAGGUUAAAUAAAAUAAAAAUAUUUUUUUUAAACUCA
Oncorhynchus masou masou (cherry salmon) is the source of this 2147-nucleotide messenger RNA. RefSeq names its product G patch domain-containing protein 2-like. Gene Ontology annotation, molecular function: nucleic acid binding. Gene Ontology annotation, cellular component: nucleus. Lineage: Eukaryota; Metazoa; Chordata; Actinopteri; Salmoniformes; Salmonidae. The record is from RefSeq and is a predicted model, not a curated record. The transcript has 10 exons. The coding region runs from base 107 to 1678 and encodes 523 amino acids.